AUGCAAAACCAAAGUUUUGUAACUGAGUUUGUUUUUCUUGGUCUUUCAAAGAAUCCACAGGUUCAGAAAAUUUUAUUUGUUGUACUGCUGUGUGUCUACAUCACAACUAUCAGUGGCAACCUGCUGAUAGUGGCAACCAUCCGCAGCAGCCCUGCGCUCCUGGGAUGCCCAAUGUACUUCUUCCUGUCUUUCCUAUCCUUCACUGAUGCUUGCCAUACCACUGUUGUUGCCCCCAGAAUGAUUAUAGACUGUCUCUAUGAAAAGAAAACCAUCUCCUAUAGAGCCUGUAUGACACAGGUCUUCGCAGCACACUUCUUUGGUGGGGUAGAGUUGAUAGUUCUUACUGCUAUGGCUUUUGACCGGUAUGUGGCCAUCUGCAAACCUUUGCACUAUACUACCAUCAUGAACUCAAGGCUCUGUGGCAUUCUGAUUGGAGUAGCGUGGGCAGGGGGCAUUCUGCAUUCCAUUACACAAACUUCCAUUGCUCUUCAACUACCCUUCUGUGGUCCCAAUGUCAUGGAUAACUUUAUGUGUGAUGUGUACCCCUUAAUGAAGAUUGCCUGCACUGAUACUUAUGUCUUUGGUCUUUUGGUGGUGACCAACAGUGGUUUCUUUUGUAUCCUGAUCUUCUCCAUUUUGCUUAUGUCCUAUGGGGUCAUACUGUUCUCCCUGAGAAAACACAGCACAGAAGGACAGAGGAAAGCCCUGUCCACCUGUGGAUCUCAUAUUACUGUUGUGAUUUUGUUCUUUGUUCCAUGUAUAAUUGAGUAUGCACGGCCUCCAUAUGAAUUAUCUUUUGACAAAAUAUUGGAGGUAUUCUACACUGUCUUAACUCCUUUACUCAAUCCCUUGAUUUAUACUUUCAGAAAUAAGGAAGUGAAAAGUGCCAUGAAGAAACUUUGGAAUAGAUUAAUGACUGUUUCCAUUGAUAAAUAG
Sorex fumeus (smoky shrew) is the source of this 936-nucleotide messenger RNA. Its product is annotated as olfactory receptor 4C15-like. Gene Ontology annotation, biological process: G protein-coupled receptor signaling pathway. Bases 1 to 936 code for a protein of 311 amino acids. The record is from RefSeq and is a predicted model, not a curated record. The transcript has a single exon. Gene Ontology annotation, molecular function: G protein-coupled receptor activity; olfactory receptor activity. Lineage: Eukaryota; Metazoa; Chordata; Mammalia; Eulipotyphla; Soricidae. Gene Ontology annotation, cellular component: membrane.